AUGGCUCAAAAGGCAGCGAAGACGCUUGCAACCCGCAAUGCAGCACGAUUGAACUACACUCUCUACAUCACACUAGGCGUGCAUCUCGUUUACGUCCUCCUCCGCCUACUCAUCUUCCGAUCAUCGUUCCAGCGCAGCUCCCUCAUCAUGUAUAUCUUGUUCUCCCUGCCGUCGGUCGUCAUCGAGUUCUGGUUUGAAAGUAUUGCUCGUCCGACGUACACCACCAGCCCUUCCGGCGCACCGGAGCUAAAGCGCAGCGGCGAGGACCUGGAAGCGAAAGGACUGACAGAGUACAUGUGGGAUGUCUUGUACUGGACAUGGAUUAAUAUUAUUCUUGUAGCUGUAGUCGGUGACUAUGCUUGGUGGCUGUAUGCUGUCGUGCCAGCAUACUCGGCCUGGCUAGCUUGGACAACAUUAAUGGGCUACAAGCAGGGCAUGAGUGGAAUGGUUGGCGCUGGGAGCGAAGGCGCUGUUGGUACACAGAGCAAGAGACAGCAAAAGAUGGAGAAGAGAGGUGGCCAUAAAAUGGUGUAUCGGUGA
Pseudovirgaria hyperparasitica is the source of this 540-nucleotide messenger RNA. RefSeq names its product DUF788 domain protein. The record is from RefSeq and is a predicted model, not a curated record. Gene Ontology annotation, cellular component: intracellular membrane-bounded organelle. Gene Ontology annotation, biological process: vacuolar protein processing. The transcript has 2 exons. Bases 1 to 540 code for a protein of 179 amino acids. Lineage: Eukaryota; Fungi; Ascomycota; Dothideomycetes; Acrospermales; Acrospermaceae.